AUGUUAGCGCCCCCAACGUGGUUCGACUUCUCCGCCGAGUGCAUAUACACUGCACAGAAACAGAAAAAAAACAAGUCUUGGCGAGAUGGUCUCUGCACGUGCUGCUUUGAGCGUGGCUGGGUCGUAUUGAAGCUGUUUCCUGAAGGCGCUAGCAUCAGCAGCGAGCCCCUCGAGGUUUGGCGGCUUGCUCCCAACACCCCAGAGGCUGUGGCGCAACAGGAAAUUGAACUCCAAGUGCAUUUGGUUCAAUUGUUGGGGAACCCUCAGCCUUUGCGUGGACAGAAGAAGCUGCAGGCUCAGCCUCAGCCUCAUUCUGCAGAGGUUCAGAAGGCUCCAGGAUCCCUCUCUUCAUCGAAUUCACAGUCUGCUGCUUCAGCGGAUCGGGUUAAAGUCCUCCCGAAGCGGCGCCUUGCCGGGGGCUUGCCUCGGCCUAAUGGAGUUUCCCCUCAGGGCUUCAGGAGGCCUGCACCCGUGCCGCCGCAGGAAGCGGGAUUUGGGCAUUCUGUUCUUAAUGAAUCAGGAUGGAAAGAAUUGGAAUCCGCUCAUCCACAGAGCCACCGCUCCACUGGGACCUGUGCCCCAUUUGUGCCUCCGUUGCUCCGACCCGCAGAGGAGCCACCGAGUGUGUUGGAGCCGCUUCCCUUAGAGGAGGCGUGGGCUGUGAACGGCGCUAAAGCACUGCUUUCUUCGAUCUGUCUGUGCUGCGGUGGCUUAGAUUGUUGCCAUUUCGCUGAGCCGUGCGUGGGAACGGGCAGCGGCGUGGCUGACUUCUUCCGCGGGCUUUUCAAUGAAAUUCAGACUGGGGCUCUGCCGCAACUCCGGCAGCUGGAAAGCCAAGCAGACCUAGCUUUCCCGAAUAUUCAAGAAAUUUCAACUCCGGCUGAUGAGGGAGAUACGUUAGAUGGGGGGAAUUCCCAGUCUGAACCCUGGACUGCCGUUGAGCGCUGCCCUGCAGCUGUUGCGGCGCCAUCGCGGCAGGAACUCCACUCUCUCGAGGCAAAUUCAAACACUGCCUUUCAGUAUGGGGCGCCGGUAGAGGUCGCUGCAGAGGGCACUCUCUCGAGGCAAAUUCAAACACUGCCUUUCACAGCUGCCUCUUUCAGCGCAGGAGCUCCUCUUCCAGUCAGCAGUGGUGCGGGCUCUCCGCGCAACACCGAGCGCAGGAGCAGGUUCUUCGCGCUGGCCGGGGGAUGCGUGCCGCCAGCGCACUGUGGAGCGCAAGUGCCUUCGUAUAUUAACGGCCAGGGCAGUGCGAACAUCUCCGUGAGCCGCGCCAAUGGACUGGGGCCAGGGGCGGCAUGCGUCAGAUCCGUCGCCAAACCUGCAGGACUUGCUCCAUAUGUGGGAUCUAAUGAAGCAGCUGGCGCGCGAAACUGCGCAGGACAAACGGCAACGAGACCAGAACUCCAGCAGCAUCUACAGGUGCAGCAGCGCGAGCCUUGCCAACCUGGGAAAUUGCAACAAUUUCCGCCAGAUGCGGGUAGCGCUGUGCAGGACCCGCCGCCUGAAGCGCCUCCUCUGUUGCUAGCUGAAGAACUGCCUGACGGGCAACUCGAAAGCUUGGUAGACUUUGUCCCUGUCACCUUCUGCACGGCUCCGACGGAGACGCCUCCUUUCAACGCGGCAUUCGCGGCUGCACGUCACCUGUUUCUCUCUACAUCCCUGGAGGGGACGACACUGAGGGCAAAUCAAUUGGCGUUGCGCUACUUCAACAGCAUCCUUGUGUCGCUGCAAGCAGCUCUGACAGAAACUGCACAAAACAUAAGUUGGAGCAACGGCAGUUCACCAGGAGUGGGUGAGGUCCGCUUUCUCUUAGAAGGUGCAUGCAUCCGUCUUGAUGGAAAGCAUCAUUCUGGUUUCCAGCAGAGAGUUGCAGAGGCCCACCGACAGAGGAAAGCAAAGCAACAGCAACUGCGGCGGUCACACCAGCUGCGCCAGCGGAAAAGGCGGCGGAUCGAUUCUGGAAAGGCUGUCAGCUCGGAAAGUGAAACCGAUGAUCAGGAGGACACCUCUGAUGGCAGUGAAUGCGAGGCGGGUGUCCCGAGGCAGCCGGGUCUUCUCCUUGACCUCUCAAGAGCCAGUAUGGCAGUGAAUGCGAGGCGGGUGUCCCGAGGCAGCCGGGUCUUCUCCUUGACCUCUCAAGAGCCAGUAUCUUGUCAGGCCCCCCCAAGCCUGUGCUGGAAGGCAGAAAUGGCUCUCAAGAACUUGAAAGUGGUCCCUGAACUGAACUUGAAGUGUUUGGAUACUGCAGUGGAACUUGGAAGGGCGUGCGCUGCUCGUGUUAUUGGUCUUGGCUGUCCAGGAUUUGGAGCUGAAACUUGUCGUGAAGCAGAGACAACAGUUACACAACUCAUCAAGUUGGAUGUAAGCAGCGAAGACGCAGAGGCCGUGCUGUGCAAAUGCUCCAGUGGCGGAGGCAGCUGGAUGCUUAAUGAAGAACAACAGCGAGUCAUUAUUGCGAUUUCGAGAUGGUUUGGCUACACCGAUGGGCGUCGCCCGUUUGGACCCCGAGAUGAAGCGCAGCUUCAUGAGAAGCAACAUGGGGAUGCAGAGGGAUGCGAAAACCAAGUUAAUCGUAGUGAAAAUUCUCAGGAGCUGCAGCAGGGUGAUUCCUCCAUAUUUUCCCAGGACAACAAGCACUCAGCCCUCCAGUCCAAGUCUCAGGCGACCCCGUCUGAAAAACAGGAAGAGGCUGGAGAUCUCAACAGUUCCGCCGUAGCGGUAGAGGGCAGUAACACGGUUUGUGCACCCGCGGUUUCGCCAGAUGACGACGACAUCGCGGACAUAUGUCUUUAUGCAGAUGACUUGGAUGAACUUCAGCUGCCGGGAGAGGAAUGUUCAGGGGUGGACAGGCGCCCUGAGGAAAACUCUAGCUUUCGCCUGGACCAGCCUAGCGCGGUAGUUACGGACCGAAACGUUCAGGAUCUGCGUACAGCCACGCUCGCCUCUACUGCCCACGAUUCACUGGCCGUUGGUAGUGAAGCCAAAACAUGCACUCCUCUGCAGGAUGAGAAUUCUAAGGUUGGCGUCGCCGAUAGUGAGAAGCAGUUCAAGGCCCAACCAGCCCAGCAGCCUCCUAAGGAGACCGGCCCAUCCGCCACGCUGGAGCCUCCUCCUGUAUCCGUUACCCUUGCUUCUUCGCUGGCGUCGACAGCAGUUAAUAUGCCUGCCUCGUCGGCUCCUGUUUUUCUAGUCCAGGGUGUCUUUGGCGCAGGCAAAACUACCAUGCUGGCAGCCUCUCUAGCGACUCUAUGCAGGCUCCUGGAUCUAGCGAAGAGCCGCAGCCGUGUGCUGUUGGUGUGUGCAACCAAUGCAGCAGUGGAUGGCGUGUUGCUGCGGCUGCUGCGGCAGUAUGAGUGUUGCGACUUUGCUCGCAUUGGCCGCCUAUCAGAGAUGCAACCUGCUCUACUCCCGUAUGCCAUUUGCAGCAGUGCUGCACGCAAUACAGCCGUGCACGAGUUCAAGGCCGUUUUGUCUGGCCUCCUCUCUGCGCCUGGUGCGCGCACGAACCUCGCAACUAUGGCGAAGCAGCUCCUCCAAAGCAUUGACAGCGGCUCCUUUCCUCCCUCGAUGCAGGUUGGCCAGCCACCGUACAACGCACUAUAUGCAGGAUAG
This is a messenger RNA of Eimeria mitis, 3615 nucleotides long. RefSeq lists its product as uncharacterized. Lineage: Eukaryota; Apicomplexa; Conoidasida; Eucoccidiorida; Eimeriidae. The record is from RefSeq and is a predicted model, not a curated record. Gene Ontology annotation, molecular function: helicase activity.